CUUCCGUCGCCGCGUCCCUCCCCGCGCCGCUCUCCCGUUGCUGGGCGCUAAAGCAAACCCCAGCUCUGUUUACCGAGUCUACUAUUACAAUACAGCUACCAAAUAUUUGCCAGCCGUCAGCUUGCUGCUCCGCUAUAAAUACUUCAGGCCCAGGUGGAGGGACGGGAAGGGGGAGCGGCGCGGGAGCCUAUGCAUGGCCGGGCGGCAGCGCCAAGGGUGAGUCCGGGCCCCGGGGUGCCCCUGCGCACUGACAUGGCUGCGGGCGUCAUCCGGCCCCUGGCCGAGCUGCGGCUGCCCUCACCCUUCCCACAUGGCCUGCUGCUGCCCGCGCACCCCGAGCCCAACUUUCCUGACCUCUCUGAAGAGGAGGAGGAGGAGGAAGAGGAGGAGGAGGAAGAGGAGGCAGCAGAGGAGAGUGUGAGGCCAGACACCCCCGACUUCAGCGACCUCCUGGCCAACUGGACGGUGGAGCCGGGGCUGGAGCUGCCAGGCGCCGGGCGGGAGCUGCCACCUGAGCCGGGCCACCCAGAGCUGGAGGCCGAGCCCUUUGCUGGGCUGUGA
Molecule: messenger RNA, 561 nt
Organism: Athene cunicularia (burrowing owl)
Lineage: Eukaryota; Metazoa; Chordata; Aves; Strigiformes; Strigidae
Gene: PERCC1
Product: phospholipid phosphatase-related protein type 3
Exons: 3
Coding region: 190-561 (123 amino acids)
Source: RefSeq, a predicted model, not a curated record